Plasmodium knowlesi strain H is the source of this 1419-nucleotide messenger RNA. RefSeq names its product RNA-binding protein, putative. NCBI's taxonomy places the organism in Eukaryota, Apicomplexa, Aconoidasida, Haemosporida, Plasmodiidae. The coding region runs from base 1 to 1419 and encodes 472 amino acids. The record is from RefSeq and is a predicted model, not a curated record. Gene Ontology annotation, molecular function: structural constituent of cytoskeleton; RNA binding. The transcript has a single exon.
AUGGAGGGCCACCGAAGAUUCCACAUGCAGGAUAAUUACGACAUGAGCAUGAACAGGAACUGUGAGCCCAAUGGAAGUUAUUUCGAGGGUAUGGGGGGGAUGCAGAACGGGUUGUACUACAACACUUAUGAGGACGAUCAGAGGGGAAAUUUCUCCAUGGGAAGAGAAGGAAAUGUUUACAUGGGAAAUAAGAGGGGGAUGAUGGGGGAUGGUGGUCUGCAAGGAGGGAGAGGCAUGCAGAGUGAUAGCACCUCACCUGACGUAAUUUACAAUAGGAAUUUUAAUAUAAAUAGCAGUCAAAAUUAUAAUACAGGAGGUUACCACCCAUCCUAUAACAGCGACUACAGUGGAAUGAACUAUCAAAUGAUGAAUACCAGUGGAAGUGCUAACUACGCCGGGAGUAUGAUGAAUAUGUCUUCACCUAAUCCAUACCCAAAUGAUGAAUACGUGCUGAAUAGGAAAGCUGCGAAAAUACUUUACAUACAUAAUAUAACGAGCAGGUUAGCGGACGAGAAUUUUAUAUAUAGUCUUUGUUCUGUGUAUGGAAAUGUAGAAUCUGUGAGCUACAUGAAGGGAAAGAAUUUAUUUAUUGUAAAAUUCGAAUGCUCCGAUAGUGCCCUCAGUGCCUACAAAUACUUACCUACUCAUUUUAAAAGUAUACAUUUGGAGCUACGGAACGAGUCCAGAAAAAUAAGUUAUUUUAAUGAAAAGGCUAACAGUAAUAAAUAUAUUUCUCCAAAUAUAUCGGAAAAAAAAUUCCUUUCUCUAAGUAUUGAAAAGAGAGAACAUAUAAUGAGUAUUAAGCAGAAAGAACUCCUUCGCAAAUGUAAGGAGAAACUAAACCAGUACAUUAAUAUGUUUAACAAUAAAAAUAUAACUGAGGGAACUAAGGAGAAACUCAAGUGUCUUAUUGAUCAUUUGAAGACAAGGAUAGAGGCACUGAACAAUGAGUGUUCUGGCGGAAAGCUUUUGGGGGGUAACUCUUCUAGUGGUACGCCAUUUAAUAAUUAUGACACGGGAGCUCUAGGGAUCGUCAGAGGGAGGGAGCUCUCAGGAGGAAGCCUAAAUAGGAAAAAUAACCCAAUCGGGGGAGGAGGAGGAGGAGGAGGAGGAGCCAAGUCCAUAAGAGGGAUUACAGGAUCGAUGGAUCCGAUGAACUCCUCAAGCACGACGAUAAAAAUUAACUACAUGAGUAACAUGAAAAACAACGAACAAUUAGGUAAUUAUAUUGCACAAAACAACUCCAUCUUCCUGAACGAGCAUAUUUGCUACUUUUCUUUGUUUUCCUUUGGAGAGAGAUACGCCAUCAUUAAAUAUAAUAACGAGAAUAUUGCCCGAAAUGUAUUUAAGAACUGCAAAAUGUAUAACAUAAAUGUGGAGUUCGUUCAGGAUGAUGCGGAUGGAUACAUGGCCAGUUAA